ACGACUCGUGUCUGAGCUCGCAUCGGCUCACCGCGAACAGGCACCCAUAGUCACCGGUGAAUACUGAUUCAGUAUUGCUGAAUAGUAAGUGUCUAAAAAAAUGUUAAAACCAACCAAACCGAUUAAACCGAGCCGACCAAACCGCACCGCUAUAGGUUAGAAAACCGACCCUAAUCGGUAUGCAUCGGUUUUAAUUAAGAGAAAACCGAUCCCUAUCGGUUCGGUAACAAAUUUGAGAAAAUAUCAAACCGACCGAACCGCGCACAUCCCUAAAUUAGCCAAAGUCUUUUUCACAAAAGGCGUGGCAUUAUUUCUUUCAAAUCGUUAUCUUGAAAUAAGAGGCCAUCUAGAAGACUAGAACUAGAAGUCAGCAUUCCCACGCUGAGGCGCGUUUGCCACAUUUUCCGGGAAGCUCUAGUUGCAUUAUUAAUUCACUCAAUCAGACAAAAUGUCAGAGCACUAUAUAUAAGCACCUAAUCUAUUGCCAUUAGCAUAAAGUCCUCUCUCAGAAAAGGAACUAGCAUAAACAAACAGAAUAAAGGUUUUGUAUUCACUGUUCCAAGAAAAGAAAAUGGCAGAGAAAACGAACCAGCAGGUAUACCCUUUCAUACCAGCAACUAAGCAACCCAGAAAUGAUGAAGAGUCUGGCGCUUUAACUUCUGAUCAGGAGCUCAAGAGAAAGAAAAGGAUCAACUUAGCCAUAUAUAUUGCUGCUUUUGCUGUGUUUCAGACCAUUGUCAUCUUGGUCUUUGCUCUCACUGUGAUGCGUGUUAAGACCCUUAAGGUCAGAUUGGGAACUGAUGUCACGUUCCAGAACUUCAGCACUGGUACCCAAGCAUCACCUGCCUUUGACUUGAGCUUCAAAACCCAAGUUCGGGUUAAGAACACAAACUUUGGUCCCUACAAAUUUGAUAGCACCAUUGCCACGUUCAUGUACCAGGGUGUGACAGUGGGGCAAGUCAUUAUUCCUAAGGGUAAGGCUGGGCUACGUUCGACCAAAAAAGUUGGUGUCACAGUAAAUGUGAAUUCAAAUGCGCUGCCAAGUACUACCAAUCUUGGAAGUGAGUUAGGUGCUCACGUUUUAACUCUGAACAGCCAUGCCAAACUUAGUGGGAAAGUGGAGUUGAUGUUUAUAAUGAAGAAGAAGAAAUCAGCCGAAAUGAACUGCACUAUGACUAUUGAUUUGUCAACAAAGGCGGUCCAAUCUAUGAUUUGCUAGUAAACAUAAACGCUGUUUAGCUUUAUUUCUUUUAAUUCUAUAUUCUUUUGAUGGAUUUGUAAUUGUUUUGUUCUUAUUAUCAUAAUUGUUUGGAA
Quercus lobata is the source of this 1314-nucleotide messenger RNA. Its product is annotated as late embryogenesis abundant protein At1g64065-like. The transcript is spliced from 2 exons. The coding region runs from base 572 to 1219 and encodes 215 amino acids. The record is from RefSeq and is a predicted model, not a curated record. NCBI's taxonomy places the organism in Eukaryota, Viridiplantae, Streptophyta, Magnoliopsida, Fagales, Fagaceae.